CUAUUAAUAGUUUAGCUCGACACACGUAGGUAACGGCUAUUUGUAAGCCCCUUUUUCUUGACCUUUUGCCGCCUAAUUAGAGGCGCAUUGUUUUCCGAUCCUCCCCAUUCCUCCGUGAUUCUCUCAAAUGGUCAUUCGCCUGGACACGCGCACGUCACGUUUUUAAACUGACCCGCAAAUCUGUUGAAAUUCAGUUUCAACUGAUAGCUACACAAAACAAUGAAUGGCAAAUCACUCGACAAGGGGGCGACGCGACUAGUUAAUCAGUAAUCGCCGCUCGUUGGGCUCGUCAAGAUGUCGUCGCAAACUGAAAUCAAUUACUAUGAGCAAGUGCUCAACAUACGACAAGUAGUCGACGAGGCACAUUUAGAGGAUUGCGACGAGGCGCUCAAUAUAUGCGAUCUGUCGAGCGUGGAGCGCAAAUUCCAUUUGUGGCAACAGCAUCUGCCACGCAUCAAGCCUUAUUAUGCGGUCAAGUGCAACGAUAACCCCAUUAUCGUACAAACUCUGGCUACACUGGGAGCUGGCUUUGAUUGCGCCUCCAAAAAUGAGCUUAAGCUGGUGCUGAACUGUAACGUCGAACCAGAGCGCAUCAUAUUUGCUAAUCCUUGUCGCCCGGUCAGUCAUCUGGAUUAUGCUCGAGAACAGCACGUGCUCAAGGGCACGGUUGAUAACGAAUUUGAGGUUUACAAGCUGCACAAGCACUAUCCCAAUUCAAACCUGAUUGUACGUUUCAAGUGCGAGGCAAAGGCCGCUCAGUGCCCGCUGGGAGAUAAAUUCGGUUGCGAUGCGGACAUUGAUGCCUCAGCAUUAAUGCUGCUCGCCAAGGCGCUGGACUUGUCUGUGACUGGCACCAGCUUCCACGUGGGCUCCGGCUGCAGCGAAUACGAGGCCUAUGAGCGUGCUAUCAAGAAGGCGAAGAACAUUUUUAAGUUUGGUGAGCUGCUCGGUUACGAUCUAAAGCUACUUGAUAUUGGUGGGGGAUUCCCCGGAAGCGAUGACGAACAGUUUGGCAAGAUUGCUGGCAUUGUGAACAAGGCAGUCGAGAAACACUUUCCUGAUGAACGCAUCGAGAUUAUUGCAGAGCCCGGACGAUUCUUUGUGGCAGCUGCUUAUACUCUCGUCUGCAAGAUUCAUGCCAAGCGGGAGGUGCGCAAUGCGGCAGGAAAACUGGACACGGUUAUGUACUAUCUGAACGAUGGCGUCUAUGGCUCCUUUAAUUGUAUUCUCUAUGAUCAUCAGGUCGUCACGGCAGAGCAUUAUUUGGAUGAUGCCGAGAAUUUGCCUACGUUCAAGAGCCUAAUUUGGGGUCCUAGCUGUGAUGCGUUGGAUAAGAUUUCUGAAGAUCUGCGUUUGCCCAACCUAAAUCGGGGCGAUUUAAUUGGCUUUCCAAAUAUGGGCGCUUACACAGUGCCCAUUGCCAGCGCCUUUAAUGGUUUCCCAUUGCCCAAGACGCUAUACUUUAAAGCCAUCUGACUAAAUAAAGAAAGCGAGUUUUGUGUUAGUAA
Molecule: messenger RNA, 1508 nt
Organism: Drosophila nasuta
Lineage: Eukaryota; Metazoa; Arthropoda; Insecta; Diptera; Drosophilidae
Product: ornithine decarboxylase 1-like
Exons: 7
Coding region: 295-1476 (393 amino acids)
Cellular component (GO): cytoplasm
Molecular function (GO): ornithine decarboxylase activity
Source: RefSeq, a predicted model, not a curated record